Molecule: messenger RNA, 1773 nt
Organism: Symbiodinium sp. CCMP2456
Lineage: Eukaryota; Dinophyceae; Suessiales; Symbiodiniaceae
Source: the annotation of a GenBank genome assembly
AUGCCUUCGUGUCAGAAUAUGGAUGGUAUUGGCGGCUGCAUCAGGGGCAUCUGCAUCCUUUGGAGGCGUUCCGAGAGGAAAGAUGUCGCACAGCACGGCUUCUUUGGCGAAGGCCUGGCCGAAAUUGAUGCUCGGCGGGAGGAUUCGGUUGUCAUACCCGACCGGCUCAUCGUUGCAGAGAAUGGUGAACGAGGACCAAGUGAAGGCAAGCUUGGUGCCCUUGCAUUGGCCAUCGGACUUCGAUUGGACAAGUCGCCAUAUCGACAGGACGUUUGCCUGCUACUUUAUCGGACUUCAUCUGGCGAGGCAGGGCAGUUGCUUGCCGAAGUUGGUACCGAUCUGCGAGCACAAGGAGCCGCAGUUGGCGCCACCACAACAGCGCUAGCAAAGCUACUCCUUCGGCAGGCUGCUCGUACACCUCUCGAAGGAGUGACUGGAGUCGUUCUUGCAGGAGGGAAGCCACAUACCUGUCCGACACCUUCGCUUUUGGAUCGUGAGCUCAUGUCCCAGCACCUGAAACCCCAGGUUCCGGUACUGUGCGCCUGGAUUUCAGACAACCCAUCUCCUGCUGGCCGGAUGAAGCUUUGGUCUUCCACGGUUGCAAGUCUUUAUCCAUGGUCUGCGAAGAGGCUGGGCAAGGUUGGCGAACUUCUGGAGCUCCCACAGCACAAACGCCUUUUCCAUGAGACGUGGCAGGCACGCAACAAGUUGAGUCUGGACGUGGCUUGGCCAUGGGAGUGCUUUUCGCCAGCGGACACAUCAAUGCCCUUUCUUGCGCAGAGGACGGCGCGAGUAAACCUGUUCCACCUUGUUUGGACCGGGAAGUUAUUCUGCUCGUAUCGUGCUUGGAGGAAGGCAAAAACGAAGCCGGCGAUCCUGUGCUCCUGCUUCUUGUGGAUGUCGACGGCAGGCUUCGCUCGCCGCAAGCACAGGCAAGAGAUUACAUGCUGCAGCGUGGCUUUCCCAAUUUACAUGUCUUGGUACUCGACGAGGCAUGCGACAAACCGGUUGCAGUCACCUGUCAACAACUCGCUGGAGAAUGGCCUGAGGUCGCAGGCCUUCCGACAAUGCUAUGCGGAGGGAGGCUGGCCGCGCUUUUAUCGAGGGCUACUGCCAGAAAUGGUUGGCAAUGUGCCCACCCGUACAGCUAUGUUUGCCGGCAAAGACUUCUCGUCUAGGCUCUUGGAAUCCAAUGGCUACCAGCGGUCUUGUGCGAGAGAGGGUGUGGCCGGUUUCUGCUCCGGGCUUCCAGAAGCACUUGUGACAACGCCGUUUCAAGUUGUCAAAGUUCGUAUGCAGAGCAAGGAGCUUGUGCAGUUUUAUCGCAACGACUUCGAUUGCCUGGUCAAAGUAUUGUCGGAGGAAGGUGCGAUGGCACUCUUCACGGGAUUAUCCACAACAGUGAUUCGAAAUUCUGUUUGGAAUGGUAUCUAUUUCGGGGCCAUCGCAAAGCUGUCGGAUUUGAGUGGCCCUGGACCCGACGGAUUGGCUGGCGAAAUCCAGAAUCUGGUUACUGGGCUGUGUGCUGGAAUUGUGGCAACGUUAUUUGAUGCUCCACUGGACGUGGUGAAGAGCCGGAUCCAGGAAAGCAGACCUACAGCUCGCAGGACGCUGCCUGCAACACUUCUUGAGCUUUCGCGAGAAGGAGGAAUUCCCGCAUUGUACAAGGGCUUUGUGCCUAAAGCUUGGAGGAUGGGGAUUGGAGGUGCAGUUGGCUUCGUAACCUUUGAGUUUGUGCAUCGUGCCCUGACUGCGAGAGACAGACUAGCUUGA